Prorocentrum cordatum is the source of this 3935-nucleotide messenger RNA. The record is from the annotation of a GenBank genome assembly. Lineage: Eukaryota; Dinophyceae; Prorocentrales; Prorocentraceae.
AACAGUGAGGUCAUCUUGCGCUCUGACGGGGCCCGCAGCUACAAGAUGCGCGCGUCGGGGCUCGUGCGCGACCACGUCGUGCACUGCGAGAAGCGGAAGAAGAUCGACAGGAAGUGGGCUUGGUUGAGGCCAGUCUACUCGAAGGUUGUCACCCGCAAGUUGCCCGGCGUCUCCAAGAUCAGGGUAAAGGCAGGGGCGCAGAUCAUCGACCGCGCCUGGAGGUUUUUCAAAACCCUCAUUGGCACGCGCGCGGACCUCCCAGGCAGCAGGCGUCUCGCGGCUUCGGUUCGCUCGGUCCAGUUCGAGUGCUGGAACAAGGGCGAGGAUAUGUGGGCGGCCACCGCGGAUGCCAUCUGGGAGGUCGCGGGCGCGGUGCAGUCGCUGGGGCAGGUUGCGUGCGACGCCGAGGGGGGCGGCGAGCUCGCCUUUGAGGAGGCGUCGUUGAUGGUCAGCGGUAGCAAGUUAGACUACCACCCCUCGAAGUGCGUCAAGAAAGGCAGGUUGGCUUUCGCUGGUGGCCUUUCUAUCUUCGACCUUCCUCUGCUACCGAUCGCGAAUUCGAGUGCCGCGAAGUUGGUCGCUUUCGCCGACGUGGUAUCCAACUACGAGGGCCCGAUUGUCUUCGACAAGGUGCACGAGUUGUACGCACAGGGUAAGUUCAAGGACUUGCAGGCCCACAACAUCGACUACGGCCAAAACUUUCGGACGGGGUCGAUUGCGUUCCAGUUCGUGCUGGAGAAGCUCGAGGGCUAUCAAAUACGGUGGGCGCGCUCGGACAAGGUCAACAGGGAGGGUUCGAAUAUAUUCGGAUGGCCUGCGUCCAAGGUGGAGACUGCGCUGCGCAACUGCCAGGGGGACAGGACGAAUGCCAAACCGACCUCGCGCUGGAGUUUGACGCUAAAGGACUUCUCUGGCUGGUUCCUCAAUGGCGUCCUCCGCCUGAUGAUUGGCACACUCCGCAUGCGCGGGGUGCCGUGGGUCGGGAAGUCCAGAGUUGGCAAGAGCAACGGUUCGAAAACGCUUGCUUGGGUUCAUUUGGCGCACAGCAUACAGAAGAAGGGCGCCGCCGAUGAGAUCGCUUUCCUGACGGUGAAGCACGUGGAUUUCUUCAAGUGCGGGCCGACGACGGAGAUCCUCCCUGGCAUUUUCGACGACGGCCUGCUUCAGAAGGUUCGGUGGCCUGGCGUGGCCCACGCCAUUGCCGCCCGCGGCUUCCAGGGAGCCGUCGCGAACCCCUACGACCGCGACGCGGAGAAGGCGGCGCUGGAUGCCGCGACGCUAAACAAGCACGGCCUCGACCUGCUCAAGCGUAUCAUCGCGCCGUCUCUGGGGGAUGUCAGGACAGAGGAGGACUUCCACGCCAUCCUCGCCAGGGCGCGCGUCAUCGUGGUGACGGACCUCGGCGUGCAUUGGCGCGUGGCAUCCGCCAACCUGCAGGAUGGUGCAGAUUUCAUGCCGUGGCCCAACCCCAGGGGCCCCGACCUCUUCGUCAGCGAAGUGCGGGACACGACGUCGCCAGCCAUCCGCCCGCUCCCCUCAGACUACGCCGAAAAGAUGGCUUGGUCGAUUGGGUGCAUGAGCAAUGUGGUCGCGGGCCUUGACGUGCCCACUAUUUCGACUGUCCAUGUUGCUCCUAUCUUCGGCGAUGGCCCUGCGCGCGUUGUCUCCGCUGUCGGCAACGUUUCAGGGUUCGAUCCAGGCGCGGCCAGCGCUCCGCCAGCCGCCGCGGCCGCUUCGGCGUUUUCCCAGCCGCCAACCGAGUUGUCCCAGGAGGAGGCCGCGUUCGGCUUCGGCGGCGGAAUGGACGAACCGCCAGAAGACAGCUCGCGCGCCGCCAGCUCCGCGCAGCCCAACAUCGUUGGGCGUUGCGGCGAGCUCACUAAGGAGGACCAGGGCGAGCAGCUCGCGAUUUUCAAGAGCCUCGCCAAGGCGCGCCACGGUGCGUUCGAGGACUUGUCCUCGCCUCUGCCAGUGAAGAGGGCGAGGGGGCUCAUGAUGGGCUGCGGUGGUCCGUUGUCGCCCGUGGAUGCCGAUGAGCAGAGGGCGAUCUUCGCUUCCAUUGCCGCCUCGGCCCACGGUGAAACGAUCGACGUCGAGGAUGGCGACGGUCUGUCGGCAGAGCUCGCGCGCGUGCUUGACGAGGGGGGGCCGCCCUCUGAGUCGGCGACGGCGCGCCGCAGCGAGGCCAGCGGCGUCGCCGCCGUGGCGGUCAUUGGUGGGGCCGUGAAUGGGUUUCCUGGUCCUGAAGACUUAUAUGGGGUAGUCGGCGUGACUUUGGGUUGGAUCGUCAUGUGGUACACGUUCUUGGGCAACCAGAUUGCGUUCAAGUUCGCAGAGAUGGAUGAGAGUCAGAAGCAGACUGCCCUCAACAUUGCUGACCGCGGUGUCAUCAAUACGAUAGAGCAAUGUAUCCCGUUCUUCCUGGUGCUGUGGUUGCAUGCGUUGUUCGUAAAUCCCAGCACUUCUGCAGUGCUCGGGUGGAUCUACGUGGUUAUGCGAUACCUCUACCCGGUAUGCUAUGGCUUAUAUGGCAAGUUUAAUAACAUGGUCGAAAUUCCCUGUCAGGUCAAUUUCGCUAUCAUAUUCUAUCUGUUUUGGGCAAUCGUCUACAAAUGCGCCAAGGCCUCGGACUUUCACACGGACUUGCUCAAUAGCCGACAUUGCACACUCAGCAAGUCGUGGAUCGCGGAGAAGAGUUUUCUCGCUCGGUCAGACGGGAUGGUGGCGACUGGCAUGAUCUGGUCUCUUGUGUUUCUCGGGCUAUCAGGCGCGUCUGGCAUGCAGCUGGCAACGAGCGGCUGGCUCGAGAACGUGGCGCAGAACGCGACGUCCGCGCGGUUCACGCGCGCGGAGUGCAGCACCUGGCAGGUGGGUCAAGGCUGCUGCACGCCACUGGGAAACACCGCGUCUGCGUGGACCUUCGCUUCUCAUGGGGUGCAUGGCACUUGGUCCAGCACCACCGCGUUCAUCCGCUUCGACUUCCACGACGAUACGAUCUGCGGUGGCGUGGCGAAUUCCAGGCAACACGGGAGCGCAGUUCUCACCUUGAACGACGCUUCGCCCAUCGACCUGACCCUUGCGAUGACAGGCGUCGCUGAGGCCAACUUCGAAAAGUUUGAACUGUACGUGGACAACGUCCUGCGCACCACGGUGCAAGCUUCAAACGGCCACGGGGGCAGCGCAUGCCAGGUCAGCACCUGCAUCAUGUGCGAUGUCAACAUGCCCUCGCAGACAUUCUCGCUUUCAGCUGGGCCGCACACAAUCAGGGUAGAGGUUGAUUCUCUCGACGGUCUGUUCCACAGGGGCGCUUACUUCCAGAUUACCUUCGGCAAAAGCAGCCCGACGUGUGGCGGAUGCACCUGCUCGGAGGCGACGCCCAGCCCGACGCCCUACCCGACGCCCUACCCGACGCCCUACCCGACGCCCUACCCGACGCCCAGCCCGACGCCCAGCCCGACGCCCUACCCCACGCCCUACCCGACGCCCUACCCGACGCCCAGCCCGACGCCCACGCCCCGCUGGGAAACCAUGGGCAACCCUGAACACGGCGCGGAACAGUACGACCGCAAGCUCGAGAACAACCGCGUGUACAAGGCAAUAGUAAAAAAGGACAGGGCCAACGCGGCGAAGCACGAGCUCAAGAUGCGAUUCCAGAGGCCGCUGUUGAAGAAGAUCGCGGUUGAGUGGUGCCAGGGCGAGGCGGCGGACAACUGGGAGCUCGCCGAGCAGCGUGCGUGGUCCAACGAGCAGCUUCGGGCGCGAGCGCGGAAACUGACGGGGGAGCUGGCCGAGAGCAGCGCGGCCAAGGAGAACGCACAGGCGAAGGGAGCUGCAGACGCGAAGGCCCUCAGGGCCUGGAAGUCCCGGUUCGAGGCUUUCUCGCGCGUGUGCGACCAGGGGGGGCUGCGCAACGGCAUCGGCAGGAUGCCGCGCAG